AUGGAACUCAGCACUGCCUUCUGCUUGUCUGCUGCUUUCCUAUCCAUUCUUCUCUUCAAAUCACUCGUCAAAUUAUUCUUCUUCUCGUUCCCUUCCAAAGGGAACAGACAAUUGCCACUUCCUCCAGGAACCAUGGGUUGGCCUUACAUAGGAGAAACUUUUCAAAUGUAUUCUCAAGACCCAAAUGUUUUCUUUGCCACAAAAAUCAACAGGUUCAAAACAAUUCCUUUCUCACUCUCAUCAACCCUGUCAAUCUUGUUCAAGAAAAUGGUCACUUGCAUUAGCAUAUGUACAUCUACUGUUCGGUAUGGCUCUAUGUUUAAGUCACACAUUUUGGGUUAUCCUUGUGUGAUGAUCUCUAACCCGGAAGCUGCAAAGUUUGUGCUGAACAAAGCUCAACUCUUCAAACCAACAUUUCCUGCUAGCAAAGAGAGGAUGUUGGGGAAGCAAGGAAUUUUCUUUCACCAAGGAGCAUACCAUGCUAACCUCAGAAGGCUUGUCCUUCGCACCUUCAAGACUGAGGCCAUCAAAGAUAUAGUCUCUGACAUUGAAUCCAUUGCCCUAAGUUGCCUCAACUCAUGGGAAGGAAAGCUGAUCACAACUUUUCUUGAAAUGAAAAGUUAUACCUUCAAUGUGGCCCUGCUUUCAAUUUUUGGAAAAGAUGAAAAUCUGAAUGAAGAGGGUCUGAAGCGAUGCUACUACACCCUCGAGAGAGGGUACAACUCAAUGCCUAUAAACCUUCCAGGAACACUUUUCCACAAGGCCAUGAAGGCAAGAAAAGAGCUUGCCCAGAUCUUGGCCCAAAUCAUCUCAACAAGGAGGAAGAUGAAGCAAGAACACAAUGACUUGAUGGGCUCGUUCAUGAGUGAAAAAGCAGGACUCACUGAUGAACAGAUAACAGAUAACAUCAUUGGUGUCAUUUUUGCUGCUCGUGACACCACUGCCACAGUACUUACAUGGAUUAUUAAGUACCUCGGCGAAAACCAGAGUGUCUUAGAAGCAGUAACAGAGGAGCAGGGGUCCAUUUUAAGGGGUAAGGAAGAAAAUGGGGAAGAAAUGGAUCUGAAUUGGUCAGACACAAAAAAUAUGCCUGUGACAUCAAGAGUUAUUCAGGAGACUCUAAGAAUAGCAUCAAUUUUGUCUUUUACUUUCAGAGAAGCGAUAGAAGAUGUUGAAUUUCAAGGGUAUCUCAUACCAAAAGGGUGGAAAGUACUACCACUUUUCAGAAACAUCCACCACAGUCCUGACAAUUUCAAAGAGCCAGAGAAGUUUGAUCCUUCAAGAUUUGAGGUGACUCCAAAGCCUGAUACUUUUAUGCCAUUUGGCAAUGGGACCCAUGCAUGUCCUGGCAAUGAAUUAGCAAAGUUAGAGAUUUUGGUGCUUCUACAUCACCUGACCACAAAAUACAGUUGGUGUAUUAAAGAUGCAAAAAAUGGAAUUCAGUAUGGUCCUUUUGCCCUUCCACAAGAUGGAUUGCCCAUUACAAUAUAUCCCAAACACAAUUAUCAUUCAAAUAAAACGUGGAGGCCUACUAACAAUUGA
Sphenostylis stenocarpa is the source of this 1542-nucleotide messenger RNA. The record is from the annotation of a GenBank genome assembly. Lineage: Eukaryota; Viridiplantae; Streptophyta; Magnoliopsida; Fabales; Fabaceae.